AUGAACAUUGCUUGGGCAGGGCUACUUCCUGCAGGGGCCGAGGCGCAUUGCCUGUCCAACCGCGACUCAGGACAAGGUCAAUUCGUUGACCCAACCUUGACGUUCCCAGUCAAUCCCUCGAAAUCCAAUCGUGCUACCAGAUUCCAUCCGAACCCCACAGAACAUGACUUAUAUUCCUAG
Pochonia chlamydosporia 170 is the source of this 180-nucleotide messenger RNA. RefSeq lists its product as hypothetical. Lineage: Eukaryota; Fungi; Ascomycota; Sordariomycetes; Hypocreales; Clavicipitaceae. Bases 1 to 180 code for a protein of 59 amino acids. The transcript has a single exon. The record is from RefSeq and is a predicted model, not a curated record.